AUGGCUAUAACAAGAUCUAUGACAUUUUAUAAUGAAGUCGGACUGGAAAUGACAGGUUCAACCUUGUUGGAAAUUGACGUGAGGGGGAAUAGUGUUGUCAAAAAACUGCAUAAACUUAAGUUGAAGCUAACCGAUGAAAAAAAGACCAUCGUAAGUCAAGUAGUGGAGCUCCCUCCACAGGCAACAGGCAUAUGUGUCAGAUGUUUCGCAAAAGUGGAGAAGGUGAUAAAAUACAGAAAUGAAAUCGACAAUAUUAUUAGUAGUUUUGAGGAAAGCCGGAGACGAUUGCUGUCCAAAUCGCCAAGAUCCGUCAAAAAGCGAGGCUUGCGAUCGCCAGAGGUAGCUGUUCCUGAGUCCAAGAAUUUUUGUGAGAGGGCCAGUACUGACAAUGAGGUGGUUGAUUUUUCCUCAAAAUACAAAGCUAUUUUGCCAAAGUCAAAAGGUCAUGAAGACAAAAACUUCACAGCAGCAAGAAAGUUCCUAUCUUUUGGAGGGAAUGAUUACUCAAGUCAAAAUGAAGAUGACAAAUCCAAAUAUCUGGAUCUACAUCCAUUGCCCUCUGGAGACAAUCUUUCUACAGAACAAGAAGACAAACCUGGUAUGAAAACCUUUCAAGGCCAAGGAGAAGUAGAGGUGAGGCAUUAUACUUAUGUUGCUUGUUAUGCUUGA
Molecule: messenger RNA, 669 nt
Organism: Saccostrea cuccullata (small rock oyster)
Lineage: Eukaryota; Metazoa; Mollusca; Bivalvia; Ostreida; Ostreidae
Exons: 6
Coding region: 1-669 (222 amino acids)
Source: RefSeq, a predicted model, not a curated record